Messenger RNA from Lotus japonicus, 470 nucleotides. RefSeq names its product protein RADIALIS-like 3. The transcript has 2 exons. Lineage: Eukaryota; Viridiplantae; Streptophyta; Magnoliopsida; Fabales; Fabaceae. Gene Ontology annotation, molecular function: DNA-binding transcription factor activity. Bases 1 to 279 code for a protein of 92 amino acids. The record is from RefSeq and is a predicted model, not a curated record.
AUGGCAUCCAACACAUUUUCUUCUUCUAACACCAGUCUAAGAUGGACAACCAAGAAGAACAAACUAUUUGAAAAUGCCUUGGCAAUUUAUGACAAGGAAACCCCUGACCGUUGGUACAACAUAGCCAUGUUUGUUGGAGGCACAACUGAAUUUGAAGUCAAGAGGCAAUAUGAGAUACUUCUAGAGGACAUCAAGAACAUUGAGUCAGGCAAAGUUCCCCUCCCUGAUUACACGAGUAAUACUGGAUGUAGCAAAGUCAGUAUCAACAGUGCAGAAUGAAGAUUAUGAGAAGACUGAGGGAUUUAAGACUCUAAUGAAGAAUGACCUUAAAAAUGAAGAGGAACAGCAUCUUCGGAGAAGGCGCUUUAACAAUUAGGAUGAUCGAUGAUUAGUAACUUGGUUUUUCCAUAUAAUUCUUUCUUUUAGGUGUCUGUAAUAAAUUUCUUCCAUGCUUACCAUUUACCAUGACA